Messenger RNA from Oryza brachyantha (malo sina), 4595 nucleotides. RefSeq lists its product as uncharacterized. Gene Ontology annotation, cellular component: nucleus. The transcript has 9 exons. NCBI's taxonomy places the organism in Eukaryota, Viridiplantae, Streptophyta, Magnoliopsida, Poales, Poaceae. Gene Ontology annotation, molecular function: transcription coregulator activity. The record is from RefSeq and is a predicted model, not a curated record. The coding region runs from base 465 to 4130 and encodes 1221 amino acids. Gene Ontology annotation, biological process: regulation of DNA-templated transcription.
GCAGAGGAGAAACGGAGAAAUCCACCUUCUCUCUCGUCGGCCUAGCCCUCAUGCGCCCACGCGUGCAGCCCAGGAGCAGGGGUCACCUCCCCCUCUGAAUCGGUCCUCGUUUCUCUCCCCCUCACUGCGAAGCUAGGGUUUGGGGGGCCUCACUGCGCUCGGGUCGUCCUCCGGCGUGGCGUCCUCCGCCGGGCCGUCCUCUGCCCGUCGCCCUCCUCCGGCAGUCGCCCUCCUCUGGCCUUGACUGCGCGUCGCUCACCUCCGGCCGACCGUCCUCUGCUGCGCCCUCAUCCGCCGCUCGGCAUCCUCCGCCACCCCCUCGUCCCGGCCGUCGCCCUCCUCCGCCCGUCGAUCUCCGUCUAUCCCGCCGGUCGCUGUUCAGCUCCUGCCACACAGCCAGCCUUCUUCCUCUCUUCCGGGUGUUAUCAAUUUGACAAUUUUGAACUACCCUUGCACCAUUUAUUAUGGAAGUCGAUGAUGACGUGGAGGAUGAUGACAUGGAUUUCAACCCUUUUCUUAGAGAAGGUUCUCCAUCUGAGACCUCAUCAAGCCUCACCUCAGAGGCGGAAUGCGAGGAAGCUAGUUUUGAUGAUCAAAUAAGUAGUGAGGUAUAUCCUGAUGGUAAUUGUGUCAAUGAACACACGGGUGACUGUGCACACCCUCAGAAUGUAUUGCUUUCUGAAGGAGUCUGCAAAGAAAAUAACCCAGAAAGCACUUCAUCCCAAGUUCCUUGUGAGAAUGGGGACGAUCGCUUGAAUGGAUUGGAAGAAGAGGCCUUACCAAGUGAAGUUGCUUGCUCUCCAACACUAAAGAAUUCUGAUAGCAUGUUGCUUGAGGGUAGUGAGGAAGAUGCGAUCUGCAGGCGGACUCGAGCAAGAUACUCUCUAGCGAAUUACUCACUAGAGGAGUUGGAGACCUUUCUCCAGGAAUCAGAUGAUGAUGGUGACCUGCAGAAUGUUGAUGAGGAAGAGGAAUAUCGAAAGUUCCUUGCAGCUGUCCUAUCUGGUGGAGACAAUGACACACAGGUAUGUCAGGGAGAUGAAAACCAAGAUGAAGAUGAGAAUGAUGCUGACUUUGAGCUCGAGAUUGAGGAGGCCCUAGAAAGUGAUGAUGAAAAUGCUGAGAAUUAUGAAGGUACAAAUACUAUGAAAGAGAAAGAUGGCCGUAGGCGUCAAACCAGGCAAAAUCGACCAUGCACAGAGUUGUCUGGGUCAAGCAAUGACCACCAUGGAUCGACCAAAUCUUCUUUACGACCAAUUCUGCCAUAUAUGGUUCCUGGUCAAUCCUAUGGGUGGCAAAAUCCAUCCCAGAGUGCCUUUAUCCCUUCAUCCUUGAUAUCAGUAAACAGUGCUUCUUUAGUAAAUGGAUUUACUGAUCAGCAGCUUGGUCGCCUGCAUAUGUUAAUAUAUGAACAUGUUCAACUCCUGAUCCAAACCUUUUCAUUAUGUGUUCUUGACCCAUCUAAACAGCAGCUAGCUACUGAUGUUAAAAAGAUGAUAGUUGAGUUAGUUGGCUGUCGUGAUCAAGCAUUGGCCAGUAGAAGCACUAUUCAUCGGCAGUUCUGUUUUGAGCCACAGCAUCUUUGCACUUCAUUUAGUUUUGACUCUUCUGAGACCUUAGGGUACCAAUGGAUGCCAUUAAUUAAGAGUCCUGUCAUGUCCAUUCUGGAUGUCUCACCACUUCACCUGGCCCUUGGCUAUUUAAAUGAUGUCGCAGAUGCUGUUGUGAAGUAUAGGAGAAGCCAUGUGGAUGGUACUGCUGACAAAAACCGCUUUAGGAAAGAACCUCUUUUUCCUACGACAGUAUUUAACACUUGUAAAGAUGCCAACAUAGUUUCUCAGGGCAGAUCAAAUAGUGUGUCCAUAUCACCAGAUUCAUCUGGGAAGUCACAGCAGAAGAAAUCAUUAGCUGCUACCCUUGUCGAGAGCACUAAAAAGGAAUCUGUUGCCCUUGUUCCAUUUGAUAUUGCAAGAUUAGCACAAAGGUUCUUUCCACUUUUCAACUUUUCACUAUUUCCUCAUAAGCCACCUCCUACAGCUAUGGCUAAUCGAGUGCUCUUCACUGAUGCUGAGGAUGGAUUAUUAGCUCUUGGACUUUUGGAAUAUAAUAACGACUGGGGAGCAAUACAAAAACGUUUUCUUCCAUGUAAAUCUAAGCAUCAGAUAUUUGUGAGGCAAAAGAACCGCAGCUCCUCCAAAGCUCCUGGUAAUCCAAUUAAGGACGUGCGCCGUAUGAAGACCUCUCCAUUGACAAGUGAAGAACAACAGCGCAUCCAGGAGGGGCUCAAGGUAUUCAAAAAUGAUUGGGCACUAAUUUGGAGGUUUGUUGUGCCACAUAGAGAUCCUUCAUUGCUCCCACGCCAAUGGAGGUCUGCCACUGGCGUUCAGAAAUCCUACAAUAAAAGCGAAGCCGAAAAAGAAAAGAGGCGAUCAUAUGAAGCAAAGAGGAGAAAACUUAAAGCUUCCAUGCCUAACUUGCAAGCGGUUCAUGGGCAGGAGGCGGACAACAAUGGUUCUGAGGGUGCUGAAAAUGAUGAUGAUGAUUCAUAUGUCAAUGAAGCAUUUUUGGCAGACACAGAGAAUAGGAGCAUGAUCAUUAUGCCGUAUCAGCUGUCAUUACCAAGAAAUGCCAGAAAUGGCAUGAUGAUGCAGUCAAGCAGCAGUCUCUGUGAAGAAUCUGCUGUUGCAGGUGACUCGGCUGAACAACAGAAAGGAAACAGUGCAAACUUCGAUGCAACUGCUUCAUAUUUUCCUUUUAGUUCCUGCGCUUCUGAUGGCCUUUCAUCUAAGCAAAAGGUACAACAAGGUGGCUCUUUGGACCGACCACAACCUUCACAAUUCUGUCAAGAGAAAGGUAGCUGUGUGGUCAAGCUAGCCCCAGAUUUGCCUCCUGUAAACCUUCCUCCUUCUGUCCGUGUGAUAUCUCAGGUGGCAUUCCAUCAGAAUCCGACACAACUCAAGGGCACCUCAGAUAGUGUGGCAAAGGAUCUGUUUCCUGUACCACCUCCACCCUUUACAGAAAGUGUUUAUAGACAACUAAAUCUAUUCCCUGAUCAUAGUACUAGUGUUAGAUUACAUCAGAAUGGGAUUUCUAAUGGAAAUAAUACAGAAGAUGGCGCUGAGCAAGAUUUUCAGAUGCAUCCUUUGCUUUUUCAGUACCCAAGAGAAGUGCUUUCAUCGUAUAGUCACCCGGUCCAAAACCUUAUCAAUCAUUCAAGGGAUCUUUUCCCCUUUGAGAAAAUCCAAACGGAAAAAAGUAACAAUCCGACUACAGAUUCCAUUGAGGCGAGAACUCCUGUAAAUGCUAAUACUAUUGAUUUCCAUCCUCUCUUGCAAAGAACCGAAGUUGACAUGUUUGGUGGAGCACCAGGAAAUGACUGCAAUCAGCCUUGUAAUCAAUCAGAGGGUAACAUGAGGGAAGCCCCACCAGAUGACCAGUCAACAGAUAGGCAAAAAUCCACAAGCCCUUGUGAGAAGGAGAAUAAUAUUGACCUGGACAUUCAUUUAUGUUCUUCAAGGGACUUCAUCAAUGGAAAGGAUCUCAGAGGUACCUGUAGCAAAUUGAAUGAUAGGGCAGAGGGGUCUAGGAAGGAUAAAGCUAGUGUUUCAGAGCUGGAGGUUAGUUCUCAUCAUGGCAUUGAUGAGUCUAAUGAAGAAUCAAUGCAAGGCAUUGUAAUGGAACAAGAAGAAUUAAGUGAUUCGGAGGAAGAUAGCCAACACGUCGAGUUUGAAUGUGAGGAAAUGGAUGAUUCUGACGAGGACCAAGUUCAAGGUGUCAAUCCCUUGCUGGCUCAACACAAGGGGGUUUCGACAUCAGGUGGUUGUGGGGAGUAUCAAGGCAGUAACAAUCAGAGCCAGAACCAACAAACAUUAGUACAGUUGGGUAAACAGGGGGCAGCAACGCAGAAACCACAAAGGUUUUCUAAUGCCAAACCAGCAAGAGAAAAGCUGAAGGGGGACAAUGCAAAACGUACAGGAUCUAGAACAAGCCAACGGCCGUCCACUUCCCCUACUGGUGAACCUAGCCAAACUAAAACCAGAAGGACUAAAACUCAGCUGGUACAGAUUGGUGCUGAACGCAACAAGUCCAGUGAUUCAAGAAGAAGCAGAAAAAGACCUGGCCCAAGUUAAAUGGUCUUCCAAGCAUUUCAUCUCGUUGCAUAGCUGCUGCUGCUUGGCUGCAUCCUCCAGAUAAUGACACUGCAAUCAGCUGUAAUUUGCACUUCUCUGAACGGGGCAGCAAGACCAACAUGUGAAGGCGACCACCUGUGAAUAGCUUGACUGAAGUGGUGACCAGGCCUGACCUAUGACAACUGACACAUUAAGUUAACCUACCAUUAGCGCGUGAGAAAGCGUUCCCCUGCUGUAAAAAGAUUUGUUUGAGGAGCCAUGCAUGUCGAUGAGGACACAGCGAUCGUUCAGUUCGUUGCUUUGCUGACUUGGCGGGUUUGUGUCGUCUACAGAAAGAAAGGCUCAGCCGUCAGUCAUGUGUUAUGACUUGUGUGUUACAGCUUGUAACAUAAGCAAGUUUAAAUGUUCUGUAAAUUCGAUCCAUGGCCAUUGACACUGUAAUGUCAAGUAAAGUUGAUGUGUGCA